Molecule: messenger RNA, 1626 nt
Organism: Saxophila tyrrhenica
Lineage: Eukaryota; Fungi; Ascomycota; Dothideomycetes; Mycosphaerellales; Extremaceae
Exons: 4
Coding region: 1-1626 (541 amino acids)
Source: RefSeq, a predicted model, not a curated record
AUGACCGAGACGAACGGUGUCAAAGGCAAUCAUGCUGAGAAGCCCGACUACGAUUUGAUCGUUGUUGGCGCUGGCUUUGGAGGGAUCAGAGUCAUGCACGAGCUGCAGGAGAUGGGUCUCAAGUACAAAGUCAUCGAAGCAGGAACUGGUGUAGGAGGGACAUGGUACUGGAAUCGAUAUCCCGGCGCCCGUACUGACACGGAAUCGUGGGUCUACAUCUUGAACUUCUCCAAGGAGCUGAACACCGAAUGGACAUGGAAAGAACGCUUUCCCCGUCAACCCGAAGUUUUGCAAUACCUCAAUUUCGUCGUUGACAAGUUCGACAUGAAGAAGGACAUUCAGUUCAGCACCAAGGUUCAAUCUUGCCACUACGAAAAGUCGACCAACAUCUGGACACUCACCACCGAGGAGGGCGAACGCUUCACGUGCAAGUACUUCAUUCCCGCCAGCGGCGUGUUGUCAGUUGGCCGACAGCUACCAUUCAAGGGAGCCGACAACUUCAAGGGAGAGAGCUACAAGACGUUUGCGUGGCCCAAAGAACAGGUCUCGUACAAAGGUAAACGUGUGGCUGUCAUCGGGACUGGAGCAACCGCCGUUCAGAUCAUACCCCAGGUGGCCUAUCAAGCGAAGGAGUUGACGGUCUUUCAACGGACACCGAACUAUGUCCUCCCAGCCCGCAACCAUCCUUUGACCGAAGAGCAAUCCAAUGCGAUCAAAGAGAGCUACGACGAGGUCUGGCAGCAGGCGCGCUCCCAAUCUUUCGGCAUGCACAUGACGGACUCUAAGCAGACGAUGAAGGAUAUGAAGAGCAAAGAGCAGCAUCGUCGUGUCCUUGAGUACGGAUGGGAAGUCGGAGGCUUCCGCUUCAUCUUCGAGACGUUCGGAGAUUUGAUCGUCAGUCAAGAGAGCAACGAUGUUGCGUCUGACUUUGUCCGCGAGAAGAUCAGGACGACUGUCAAGGACGAAGAGACGGCUGAGAAACUUGUGCCUGACUACCCGAUCUUCGCGAAACGGCCACCAUUAGGCCAUUCGUACUUUGAGACCUUCAACCGCCCACAUGUGAAGCUCGUCAGCGUGAGGGAGAAUGGCAUCGACGAGAUCACCGAGAAGGGCGUUCGUCUGGAGGACGGAGAAGAGUAUGAAUUCGAUGUGAUCAUCUAUGCCAUCGGCUUCGACGCCUCGACCGGCGCUCUCGCCACAAUGGAUGUGCGAGCCAACGAAGACAUGACGCUCGGCGAGCACUGGAGCCAACAGCUUGAAACUUUCCUUGGGAUAUGUGUAGAGCACUACCCAAAUAUGUUCAUGAUCUCCGGUCCCCAAUCUCCCUUCGCCAACCUCCCAGUGGUAAUCGAUGGUGCCGUCGACUGGAUCGCCAGAGCCAUCUCGUACAUGGAGAAGAACGGCUACUCCUCCUGCGAGCCAACCCAUGAAGCACAAGAGCAAUACUGCAAGCAGCUCAACGACGUCUACGAGGCCACGGUGCUGCCAAAAGCGGCGAGGCAAGCGGGAGCCAACAUACCUGGGAAGAACAUAAGCCCGUUGUUCUGGUUUGGAGGCGUUGGCCCGUACUUUGAGCUGUGCAAUAAGGAGGUUGAUAACAACUGGCCGGGGCUGAAGAUGUUGUAG